Molecule: messenger RNA, 2558 nt
Organism: Balaenoptera acutorostrata (minke whale)
Lineage: Eukaryota; Metazoa; Chordata; Mammalia; Artiodactyla; Balaenopteridae
Gene: IBA57
Product: iron-sulfur cluster assembly factor IBA57
Exons: 3
Coding region: 51-1127 (358 amino acids)
Cellular component (GO): mitochondrial matrix
Molecular function (GO): protein binding
Source: RefSeq, a predicted model, not a curated record
CCGCGCCGCCGCCCGGGCCGCCCCUUCCCGCCGCCUCACUCCUCCCCAAGAUGGCGGCCGCAGCGCUGCUCAGGGGUGCGGCUCCAGGGCGCGGCGGCCGGGCCUGGAGCUGGCGGCUGCGCGCUGCCCCGAGGCUUCGCCUGGCCCACAGCUCCUGCUGUCAGGGUGGUAAGCCCGCGGGCAGCGCGGCGUGGACCUGCUUCCUACUGGGCGAGCGCGCCCUGGUGCGCGUGCGCGGGCCGGACUCUGCGCCCUUUCUCCUGGGUCUGCUGACCAAUGAGCUGCCGCUUCCAGGUCCUGCGGCCGGCGAGGCUUCAACUUCGGCGCGCUCGGGCUACGCCCACUUUCUCAAUGUCCAGGGACGCACCCUCUAUGACGUCAUUCUCUAUGGGCUCCCUGAGGGCUCCCACGAGCAGCCCACUUUCCUCCUGGAGUGUGACAGCUCAGUGCUGGAUGCGCUGCAGAGGCACCUGGUGCUGCACAAGAUCCGGCGGAGGGUCACCGUGGAGCCAUGCCCCGAGCUCCGCGUGUGGGCCGUGCUGCCCUGUGCCCCUGAGGAGGCCGGCAGGGCUGUGCUGCUUCAGGAGAAGGCCGAGUGCACCACCAUCCUCACCCGUGAUCCCCGGACUGCUCGCAUGGGCUGGCGGCUCCUCUCCCAGGAUGAGGGCUCAGCCCUGGUGCCCGGGGGCUGUCUUGGGGACCUCCAGGAUUAUCACCGACACCGGUACCAGCAAGGCGUUCCCGAGGGGGUCCACGACCUGCCCCCAGGAGUAGCCCUACCGCUGGAGUCUAACCUGGCCUUCAUGAAUGGCAUCAGCUUCACCAAGGGCUGCUACAUCGGCCAGGAGCUGACGGCUCGCACCCACCACAUGGGUGUCAUCCGAAAGCGCCUCUUCCCAGUACAGCUCUCAGGCCCCCUCCCUGUGGGCAGCAUUGCCCCUGGCACCUCUGUGCUCACCAAGUCGGGGCAGGCAGCCGGCAAGUACAGGGCAGGCCUGGGGGACGUGGGUCUGGCUCUGUUGCGGUCCGAGAAAAUCAAGGGUCCUCUCCACAUCAGAACCUCUGCGAGUGGCCUUGUGGCCCUAACUGCGUCUGUGCCAGACUGGUGGCCCACACCCACUAAGUAGCCCUGGAUGUCCCUGCAGCCCUGUACAGGGCCUCUGUUUGUCUGCUGCACCCUGGAGGCCAGCCCCCACUUCCUAGGGUGGCCCAGUUGAAAGAACACCCCCUGGGAGGGUCCCCAAGUAUAUGUGGGCCUCCCAGAGCUGCAGGCAUGGUGGGGCAUGCUGCUGCAGCCCAGGUGUUCCCAGCCCGUCAUGCUUCCUGUGGAGGGUCCUACGCUCAGGCUGGCUGUCCUCUCCUGGUGGCUUUGCGACUGGAGCAUCAGGAGCCCUCCUGAGGACUGAGGGCGGGUAGAAGUGAGUCCUGCGCCUGCCUCUGUGCUGAGCAGAGGCCCAGCUUCCACCAGGCCCUGGAUGAGAUUUCCAAACCAUAUAGAUCUAGAGGUAGUUCAUCCAUCAGGCAAGGGCAGGAUGCUCCAGGAUGCCUCUGGGCUGUCCGCACCCCUCUGAGCCUGCUUGGUCAGGCCUGGAAAGGAGGCUUCUCAGUGUCUGGGGUGGCUGAAGGGGCAAGUGGGCUCUGGGAAUGGUCUUACCAUGUUGGCUUGGGGGCAUGUCUCAGGGUGGGAAUCUCCUGGGGCCAGGUGGAGUGGCGGCGUCUGCGAGUGGAGGCACGUGCACUGCUCACACCCACCUGAGCCCUCCCAAGUGUACCUCUGUGCUCAGGGGUGCCAGCUGGGGGAGCCCCAAUACCACUUUAUGCCGGGGUAGCACAUCUCCACAGCUUCGGCCCCACGAUGGCAUUGGCAGCCCCCCUCUCCCCACCAUAGCCCUCACGAGCUCAGGGGAGGAGUGGCUGCCCUGGGACGGCAGUGCCCAGGGUGCAGAGAGGAGUUUCUGCUUGGCUUACUUGCUGCUGUUUUCUGAUGUAGUCAUGUCUUCACAGUAAGGGGAUGACUUACUUCCCCACCUUAAACCACUGACCUCCAUUUUCCCACUGCAAUGUGAAUCUCAUGCUUACUGGGUGUCCUACCUGAUGCCUCAGAGUGGCUAUUAAAGUGUGACCCACGAUUGGCCCAUGUGAAACUCUGGUUUCUUUUUUUUUUUUUUUCCCCUUAACUUUCUUUAUUUGUUUAUUUAUUUAUUUACUUAAAAUUUUUAUUGUAGUAUAGUUGAUUUGCAAUGUUGUGUUAGUUUCUGCUGUACAGCAGUCAGUUAUACAUACAUCCACCCUUUUUGAGAGAUUCUUUUUCCAUAUAGGUCAUUACAUAGUAUUGAGGAGAGCUCCCUGUACUAUACAGUAGGUCCUUAUUAUCUAUUUUAUAUAUAGUAGUGUGUAUAUGUCAAUCCCAGUCUCCCAAUUUAUCUCUCCCCCACCCCCUACCACUUCCCACCCUGGUAACCAUAAGUCUGUUUUCUACAUCUGUGACUCUAUUUCUGUUUUGUAAAUAAGUUCAUUUGUACCAUUUUUUUUUAAGAUUCCGCGUAUAAGCGAUAUCA